Messenger RNA from Morus notabilis, 2455 nucleotides. RefSeq names its product probable galacturonosyltransferase 15. The transcript has 7 exons. The record is from RefSeq and is a predicted model, not a curated record. Bases 171 to 1772 code for a protein of 533 amino acids. Gene Ontology annotation, molecular function: polygalacturonate 4-alpha-galacturonosyltransferase activity. Lineage: Eukaryota; Viridiplantae; Streptophyta; Magnoliopsida; Rosales; Moraceae.
AAGUAUAAGAGCGAGAGAGCGUGAUCUUUGUUGAGCCUUUCGAAAACAAACAUGUUAUGGCCUCCAAAGAAGAAUCAAACGCGUGAGCGUGACUUCCCCAGAUCUUGUAGCAGCGGAGUUUGAUUUGGUUCGCCGGUCGGAAUCGGUAAUUCCAUGGAACUCUGGAGAUCAUGAAGUUCUACAUAUCGACGUCGGGGAUUAAGCGAGUCACCAUAUCGAGCUCAGCCGCCGGUAAGGAGUUCCCGGCGACGGCGACUGCUCCAGCGACUCGGCGGAUCUCCAGCAGGACCUUUCUUCCGGUGGUGCUCGUGCUGGGGAUUCUUUUGCCGUUUCUUUUUGUCAGAAUUGCGUUUCUUGUGCUCGAAUCUGCCGCCAAUUGCUCUUCUACUCUCGAUUGUAUCGGAUGGGGACUACUCGGCGGGAGUGAUUCGUCUCUGAAGCUCAGGGACGAACUGACAAGAGCCCUACUAGAAGCAAAAGAAGGUAACGUCUAUAAUGAGGAAGGCAUAGAAUCUUUCGACGAGCUUGUGAGAGAGAUGACUUCCAAACGGCAAGAUAUCAAGACGUUCGCUUUCAAGACAAAGGCUAUGCUAUCAAGAAUGGAGCGCAAGGUCCAAACAGCUAGACAGCGUGAAUCUAUUUACUGGCAUUUAGCUUCACAUGGUGUCCCAAAAAGCCUACAUUGUUUAUGCCUCAAAUUGGCUGAAGAGUAUGCUGUAAAUGCCAUGGCUCGAUCUCGUCUACCCGCUCCUGAAUAUGUUUCUCGCCUUUCUGAUCCAUCCUUCCACCACCUUGUUCUACUAACGGAUAAUGUGAUUGCAGCCUCUGUUGUUGUCUCGUCUACUGUCCAAAACUCUGCCAAUCCUGAAAAAUUGGUGUUUCACAUAGUUACGGACAAGAAAACUUAUACUCCAAUGCAUGCUUGGUUUGCAACCAAUCCUAUUAAAUCAGCUGUUGUGGAACUCAAGGGGUUGCACCAUUAUGAUUGGCCUCAGGAAGUUAAUGUUAGAGUUAAAGAGAUGUUGGAGAUCCAUCAUUUGAUAUGGAGGCAUUACUACAAUAAUUUGAAGGAAGAAGAUUUUGAAGAGGAGAGACAAAAUAAAAGAUAUUUGGAAGCUUUAAGUCCCAGCUGCUUGUCCCUUAUGAAUCAUCUCCGAAUUUACAUCCCUGAGCUGUUUCCGAAUCUCAACAAGAUAGUGUUCUUGGACGAUGAUGUUGUAGUACAGCAAGACAUAUCGCCUUUGUGGGAACUGGAUCUCAAUGGGAAAGUUAUUGGUGCGGUUGUUGAUUCACAGUGUGGAGAUCAUGACUGCUGUCGAGAAAGAAAGUACAAGGACUACUUGAAUUUUUCAAACCCUAUUAUAUCAUCCAACUUUGAUGCUGAUCUUUGUGUAUGGCUGUAUGGCAUGAAUGUCUUUGACCUUGAAGCUUGGAGGAGGUCUAACAUCACUGCAACUUAUCAUCAAUGGUUAAAAGUUAAUUUUCAGAGCCUCGAAAAUGGGUUGGCAUUAUGGUAUCCAGGAGUGUUUCCACCUGCCUUAAUUGCAUUCGAGGGUCAUGUGCAUUCUCUGGAUCCAUCAUUUCACGUCGAUGGUUUAGGUUACCGUACUCCAGAGGUUAGCGAGGAACUCUUGGAAGCUGCUGCAGUCGUACAUUUCAGUGGCCCCGCAAAGCCAUGGCUUGAGAUUGGGUUUCCUGAGGUUCGAGGCUUGUGGAAUAAACAUGUAAAUGCUACAAACAAGUUUGUCAGAAAAUGUGGAGUCAUGGGGUAAAGAGAACGAAGAUCCCUCUUUCUCACAUAAUAUUCAUUUCGGAAGAAAGAAAACCAUGGGCACGGUUUGGGACCAGAGGGAAGAAGGUUUUGCCUUCAGUCUCUGCCCACGCUUUGCUCAGGACUGGUAAUGUUAUUCUUGUCCAUAAUAGCAAAUAGAAGAAGGUACCACGGAAUACACUAUAUAGUUAAUAUCUUCAGCCUUCAAGAGAUAUAAGAAUCCAGAUUGUAGCUCUCUAACAGUGCCUGUAAAUUUUAGUCGGACGAUCAGAGAAUUAGUUUCUUUGGAAGUGGUUUUGAAGUAAUAUUAGUCGUCCCAAGAAUCAUCUCAAGUUUUUUUACAAGUAAUAUGACAAGUGAGCUGGCAUCUUUCAACACGGGCUGCUGGGCAUCAAAUUUAUGCCUAUAAUUUAAACUUGUACGUACCAAGUAUAAAAUAGCAACUCACUUCCACAAUACUUGGUGUAAAAAGUUUGAAAUAUUCUUUUUUGUUUAUACUCAGUAUCAUGGUUGUACUACUUUCUCUAUUCAUUUACGUUGAGAACAACUCCAGAGAAUUGCCCAUAGUAUUCCACAACAAAUACUUGAGUUCUGUUUUUUUUUUUUUUUUGGCUUGAAAAACUAAUGUGGUGGGGCUUGCAAUUGGAUAAUGUCCAUCGAUGUGCUUCAAUGUGCUUUGCUGUA